Rhododendron vialii is the source of this 1091-nucleotide messenger RNA. RefSeq names its product 14-3-3-like protein. The transcript is spliced from 6 exons. The coding region runs from base 82 to 870 and encodes 262 amino acids. Gene Ontology annotation, biological process: signal transduction. Gene Ontology annotation, cellular component: cytoplasm. NCBI's taxonomy places the organism in Eukaryota, Viridiplantae, Streptophyta, Magnoliopsida, Ericales, Ericaceae. The record is from RefSeq and is a predicted model, not a curated record.
CUCUCUCUCCUCCCCCAAAUUCCAUCGAGAGAGAAAGAUUUGCCGCCGUCGAGUCUUGAGUAUUAGUUUAGUAUAACAAAGAUGGUGCCAACCGAGGCUUCACGUGAGGACAAUGUCUACAUGGCCAAAUUGGCCGAACAAGCCGAAAGAUAUGAAGAAAUGGUUGAGUUCAUGGAGAAAGUGGCAAAGACAGCUGAUGCUGAGGAGCUGACUGUGGAGGAAAGGAACCUCCUUUCUGUGGCUUACAAGAAUGUGAUUGGAGCUAGGAGGGCUUCUUGGAGAAUUAUCUCCUCUAUUGAGCAGAAGGAAGAGAGCCGUGGAAAUGAGGAUCAUGUCUCCAUUAUCAAGGAGUAUAGGGGAAAGAUUGAGGCAGAACUUAGCAAGAUCUGUGAUGGUAUUCUGGGUCUUCUCGAUUCGCAUCUUAUUCCUAUGGCCUCAAAUGCAGAGUCCAAGGUUUUCUACCUUAAAAUGAAGGGUGAUUACCACAGGUACUUGGCUGAAUUUAAGGCAGGGGCUGAGAGGAAAGAGGCUGCUGAGAACACUUUGCUUGCUUACAAGUCUGCUCAGGAUAUUGCUUUGGCUGAGUUGCCUCCUACUCACCCAAUAAGGCUGGGACUUGCCCUUAACUUCUCUGUCUUCUACUAUGAAAUCCUCAACUCCCCUGAUCGUGCUUGCAAUCUUGCAAAGCAGGCUUUCGAUGAGGCUAUUUCCGAGCUGGAUACAUUGGGUGAGGAAUCAUACAAGGAUAGCACCUUGAUCAUGCAACUUCUCAGGGACAAUCUGACAUUGUGGACUUCUGAUAUCACGGAUGAAGGCGGCGAUGAGAUCAAGGAAGCUGCAAAGCGCGAAUCUGGAGAGGGACAGCAGUAAUAAGUUUGUAGGACAUGCACUUUCUACUUUUCGAUUGUGACCCCUAAUAGACAUUGUGUGGGUGGUUGUAGAAAGACUUGAUGAAUUGGUACAUCUAUCACUACUUAGUGUUGUCAUGCUACUAUAGUAUAGGUUAUAAGUUUGAGUUUAUCACUCAAGAAGAUACUAUGGUUUGGUGCUUGAUGGGUCUAUUAUCCUUGAAGCAGUGAUUCGUUGUUCCA